CAAAUUAAGAUUUUAGUCUUUACAGUUUACAUUAUUUAAAAUACCUAAAACCUAAUAUCUCUACCUGGUGGUUAUUUGAGGUUAAACGUUAUAAUAAGAAUUAUAGUAAAGUUGUGUUUAAUUUUAUGUAUGUACCUUGUUGAUAAGACUAAGGAACUGAGUUAAGAUACGUGAUAUCAGACACAAUGAGUACAAGAGGUUUCCAGUUUGCUAUAGACAGGGGCGGUACCUUCACAGAUGUCUUCGCGCGCUGCCCCAAUGGAAAAGUCAGGGUCAUGAAACUACUGUCCGUUGACCCUCAGAAUUAUGAUGACGCUCCCAGGGAGGCCAUUCGAAGAAUACUACAAGAAGAGACGGGCAACGCGUUAGAUAAAGAUGGAAAGGUCAACUCCUCGCUUAUAGAGUCGAUAAGGAUGGGAACUACAGUUGCUACCAAUGCGUUACUGGAACGGAAAGGUGCUAAAAUGGCGCUGAUAAUCAACAAAGGAUUUAAGGAUUUGUUACUUAUUGGCAACCAAGCUAGACCGCAUAUAUUUCAAUUGAAUAUUAAACGCCCCGAAGUCUUAUACAAAGACGUAGUAGAAGUGGACUGCAGAGUGAUACCAGCGUUAGAAGACCGAUGCAAAAUCGAUAAAUCAGAUCUGAGCUGGAAGGAAGUAUAUGGAACUACAGGCCAAAAGAUGCUGGUAGUUAAGGAUGUCGAUGAAGACGCCGUGAGAAAAGACCUGGCUGCUCUUAAAGAGAAAGGAAUUGAUAGUAUAGCGGUUGUGUUCGCUCAUAGUUAUAAUUACCAUGAGCAUGAAUUGACUGUUGGAAGAAUUGCUGCUGACUUAGGAUUUGGACACGUGUCCCUGUCGCAUGCGGUCACGUCUAUGGUGCGUUUGACUCCCCGCGGAUACACGGCCUGUGCCGACGCGUACUUGACGCCUCAUAUACGGGACUAUGUCAAGGGUUUUGCGGAAGGGUUCAGCGAGGGAUUGAAGAAUUCCAACGUGCUCUUCAUGCAGUCUGAUGGUGGACUCACACCAAUGACAUUGUUCAACGGAUCGCGCGCUAUACUCUCAGGACCUGCUGGCGGUGUGGUCGGGUACGCGAUGACUUCGUACCAGAAAGAAACUAAUUUACCCGUUAUUGGUUUCGACAUGGGCGGAACCUCGACAGACGUGUCUCGAUACGCCGGAACCCUGGAGCAUGUCCACGAAGCGACAACAGCGGGAGUCACCAUACAGGCACCUCAGCUGGAUAUCAACACAGUAGCGGCGGGUGGGGGUUCGAUGCUCUUCUUCCGUUCGGGACUGUUCGUGGCAGGCCCGGAGUCAGCGGGGGCUGAACCAGGCCCGGCGUGCUACAGGAAAGGGGGCCCGCUCACCGUGACCGACGCGAACUUGUUGCUGGGUCGCCUGAUUCCGGAAUACUUUCCGAAGAUCUUCGGUCCGAAUGAAAAUGAACCGUUGGACAAGGAUGCGACUGUGAGCGCGUUCAAGAAACUGACCAAUGAGAUAAACGAGUUCCACAAACAAGAUGGCGGUAAAGAGAUGAGCAUGGAAGAAGUUGCAAUGGGAUUCAUAGACGUUGCUAACGAGACUAUGUGUCGAGCGAUAAGAGCGUUAACAACUUCACGCGGGUACGACGUGCGUUCGCACGCGUUGUCUUGUUUCGGAGGUGCAGGUGGUCAGCUAGCCUGCUCUGUCGCCAAGAGGCUUGGUAUCUCUGUACUGGUCCUUCAUAAAUAUGCGGGUAUAUUAUCAGCAUACGGCAUGGCCCUAGCUGAUGUCGUACAGGAAGCGCAACAGCCCAGCGCGCUUGUGUAUUCCAAACAAAACUACCCGCAACUUGACGCGCAACUAAAAGCCUUGGGUGACACGUGCAGAAAGAAGCUUAGAGCGCAGGGCUUCACUGAUUCACAAAUUGUACUGGAGCCUUACCUCCACCUGCGCUACUCGGGCACGGACUGCGCCCUCAUGGUGUCACCAGCACCUGGGGACUCCGCGCUCCACACUAACCACGGGGAUUUCUAUACUUCGUUCGUAGAAAGAUAUAAGAAGGAGUUUGGCUUCACUCUGAGCGAUCGUGACGUCAUAGUGGAUGACGUACGGGUCCGUGGCGUGGGGCGGGGCUCGGAAGACCAGCGGGUCCCUCUGGUGGGGAGAGGAGCAGAUGUAACGCCCAACGUGGAUAAGGUUGUGAAAGUUUACUUUGAGGGCGGCUACCAGGAUACCUCGAUAUAUUUGCUGGAUAAACUGCUGCCUGGACAGGAGAUAGUCGGCCCUGCAAUCAUCAUGGAUAGUCUCUCCACUAUUCUCGUUGAACCAGAUUGUCGUGCAGUAAUAACUCAGUACGGAGACAUCCGUAUUACGAUAGGAGAGGGAAAGCAUAGGAGCACGAGUACAGAAUGCGAUGCCAUUCUGCUCAGUAUAUUUUCCCAUCGCUUCAUGUCCAUUGCUGAACAAAUGGGAAGGGUGUUGCAGCGGACAUCGAUAUCUGUUAACAUAAAGGAGCGAUUGGACUUUUCUUGCGCGCUGUUCGGAGCGGACGGUGGGCUUGUUUCCAACGCGCCGCACAUUCCAGUACACCUGGGUGCCAUGCAGGAAACGGUGCAGUAUCAGAUGAAGGUGCGAGGUGACACCCUGAAGCCAGGUGACGUGCUUCUCGCCAACCACCCGAAAGCCGGUGGUUCACACCUACCAGACCUAACUGUUAUCACGCCCGUCUUCUAUGAUCAUUGUAAUAAUCCGACGAAGCCCAUUUUCUUUGUGGCGAGUCGUGGCCAUCAUGCUGAUAUAGGGGGGCUCACUCCGGGCUCGAUGCCCCCCCAUUCUACAUGUCUGGCUCACGAGGGGGCUGCCUUUCUGUCUCUGAUGCUGGUAGAUGGGGGACGGUUCAAUGAAGAAGAACUCGUCAAAGAGCUGAUGAGGCCAGGCGAAGUACCCGGUUGCUCCGGUACCAGAAACCUGGCUGACAACUUGUCGGAUUUAAAGGCUCAAGUUGCUGCAAACCAACGGGGUAUACAAUUGGUGUGCGAUCUAAUUGAAGAAUAUGGACUCGACGUGGUUCAAGCCUAUAUGUCUUAUAUACAGAGAAAUGCAGAACUCGCUGUAAGAGACAUGUUGAAGGAGAUAGCAAUACGUACGCUGAAUGAAACUGGAGAAAGUAUUCUAAGAGCCACAGAAUAUAUGGACAACGGCACGCCCAUAGCCCUAACUGUCACUCUGGAUAAAGAUGAAGGAACUGCAAUUUGUGACUUCACGGGAACCGGUGUGGAGGUAUGGGGCAACCUGAAUGCACCCCGGGCUAUUACCCUAUCUGCCAUAAUCUACUGUCUGCGAUGCCUGGUCGGUCAUGAUGUGCCGCUCAAUCAGGGAUGCUUAAAGCCAGUUAAGGUGAUAAUACCACCGAACUCCAUCUUGGAUCCGAGUGAGGAUGCGGCUGUGGUGGGCGGGAAUGUUCUCACAUCGCAGCGAGUGGUAGAUGUUAUACUCAAGGCGUUCCAGGUGUGUGCGGCGUCCCAGGGUUGUAUGAACAAUCUGACGGUGGGCGACAGCGGGUGGGGGUAUUACGAGACGGUGGCGGGGGGAAGCGGAGCGGGUCCGGGCUGGCAUGGCUCAGGAGGAGUACAUACCCACAUGACGAACACGCGGAUAACAGACGUGGAGAUAGUGGAGACCAGGUACCCCAUCCUGGUGGGGGCCUUCUCGCUGCGGGGCAACUCCGGGGGCAGAGGCAACUGGCGUGGCGGUGAUGGCGUCACACGAGAAUUGACAUUCCGUCGCACCGUACAGUUGUCGGUUCUGACAGAGCGCAGAGUGUUCGCGCCGUACGGCUUGUGUGGUGGUGAGGCGGGGCAACGCGGACAGAACUUGCUACAACGCUACAGGGGUAAACUUAUCGAUCUUGGGGCAAAGGCGUCUAUUGAAGUGUAUCCUGGGGAUAAGUACAUAAUGAGCUCUCCCGGUGGCGGAGGCUAUGGGGCCCCAGGGAAUUGUGCCGAAGAACCAAACAAACAGACAUACACCAAGUUUAUUGAGCGAGGAAGUCUUUAUGAGUACAAGAGCGCCCAAGAGUCCAACUAAUAUGAACACCGAGGUAUCGCUGCUGCUGCUAACAUCUAUAAUGAAUGGGCGCAAGAAACUCAGCAGGCCUUUUUUUUAAUAUAAAAUAUGGAUUACAAUGUGAUAUCGUACAAUAAGCAUUUAUAAUUAAAGAGCCUGAGGGUGUUCGCUUUAUUCCCAGUCCGUGGUGUUAUUAAGAAAAUCGUUUAUGCUAUAAUAACCUUUCCCACACAAACGUUUUUUAACAAUUCUUUUAAAUUUCGUAACACAUUUGUUUUGUACAUUUUCUGGGAUCAUAUUGUAGAAGCACAUACAUCGCCCAACAAAAGACUUACUAACUCGACCCAACCGAGUAGUAGGCAUUACAAGUUUAUGUUUGUUCCUCGUAUUAACAUUAUGAAUGUCACAGUUUCUAGAAAAUUCCUCAAUGUGGUUAUGAACAUACAGAACAUUAUCAAAAAUGUAUUGAGAAGCAACAGUCAAAAUGUUUAUUUCUUUAAAUUUUUCUCUUAAUGAUUCUUUAAGACCUAGGUUAUAUGAUUUUAAAAGAUUUAUCAACAGUGGGUCAUGAAUCAAUUUUGUCGAUGGUACCUACAUUACAUUUUGAUACCCAAUCAGGUCAAAAUUCAGACAUUGAUUUAUUUUAUCCAGCAUUGUGUAAACGUCGCUACAUAAGUUCAAGAGAAGACUCCAAUAGAAAUCUCUCCAUUACUUGUAUAUAUAGUUAUUAACGGCCGUUCCCAAUAUUCAGUCUAUCUCUUACUUAAGAUAACAAUCGUAACUAUCGUUGACUUUGUCCCAAUAAACUUAGCAACGGUAACUCACCUUAUCCGUACACGAUGUCUGUCAAUGACACGACGUAUAGCCAGCGAUAGAAGUUUUUAUGGAAAUUGCGAUUCACGCGUCCCAAUAUAAGGCGAUAAGAAUGACUUAUCGGUUAUAUUGGGACAGCUUCAGAUAGUACUUUAUCUCUAACUCUAACAAGUUUAAAUCUAUGAAUAUGAUAAGCAUAAGAUCUUGUUGCUACCAAUAAUUAAGGUUUAUUUUAUUUGUUUUAGUAUUUUAUUACAUGUUAAUUGAACUUACUGUUAUAUUUACAUUUAUAAUACGAGAUGGUGCCUCUUGAAAUCGGAUAUGCGAGUAAUCCUUAAUUAUCAAUACAAUGUCGGUCUUUUUAAAACUCAAUUAUAUCAAUGGCUAAUUAGUUACAAUUUUUAUGCUGUAUCCGACUUUUUAAAUUUGUGAUUUUCUUUUUUUAUAAUCUUGUGUUUAACUUUGACUACAUAAUAUGUAUAUGACGUGUAUAUUUUGUGUAGAUGCUAAUAUAAUGUAACAAUUACUGGGCAAAUGAGACUUAAUAUCUUGUCUCAUGGUGACAGGCGCAGUUGUAGUGCCGCUCAGAAUUUUUGGGGGUUUCAAGAAUCCUAAGCGGCACUGCAUUGUAAUGGGCAGGGCGUAUCAAUUACCAUCAGCUGAACGUCCUGCUCGUCUUGUCCCUUAUUUUCAUAAAAAAAAAACAAUGAAAUAUUAUGUGCUAAUCUUAGAAUUUUAUUAUUAUAUAAUGACAUGGAGGUAAUGUAAUUUGCAUGCCCUUUGUGGCUAAUGUGUUGCAUUAUUUUGUUAACUUGUAUACACACAUUAUGCAAAUAAUCAAUUAUUAUUAUUAUUAAUGAGUUAGUCUAUUUUACUGUCGAACAGAUUCCACUGUUAACUAUUCAUUAAAAGCGAACAUUAGCUUUAAAAUUAUGUACACAUGAUUUGAGUUUUCUUUAGUGUUAAUUCCGCAAAUAUUUGUCUGUAAACAAUUCGACACAGGACAGGACGUGUUGUCUCGCCAAAAUCUGGCACGAGACUCAUGAGUCUGACGUCCUGAGGAUGCCUCGCGUAGAGGCGAAACACGUGUCGAAUUGUUUAAAGUCAAAUAUUGGCGGAAUUAAGACUAAAGAAAACUCAAAUCAUUUGUAUAAUUAUGGUUUUCCGCAAAGUAACGCCUAAUUCAAUAUUUUUUUUUAAUUAUGUUUGAAUUGUUAUAUUUGAUGAAUAGUUAUGAAUUUUUACGAAAUAAUAUAUCUUUAUUGAUCUGUUGGGAAUGGUUUGAUAGCGUACAAGUAAUUGUGAUAUCUAUACCAUAGGUAAUAGAGCACAAAUUAAAGUCUUUAUAUUUUAGAUGUUAUAUUUGAUCUAUUGGGAAUGGUUUGAUAGCGUACAAGUAAUUGUGAUAUCUAUAGCAUACGUAAUAGAGCACAAAUUAAAGUCUUUAUAUUUUAGAUGUUAUAUUUGAUCUGUUGGGAAUUGUUUGAUAGCGUACAAGUAAUUGUGAUAUCUAUAGCAUACGUAAUAGAGCAGAAAUUAAAGUCUUUAUAUUUUAGAUGUUAUAUUUGAUCUAUUGGGAAUGGUUUGAUAGCGUACAAGUAAUUGUGAUAUCUAUAGCAUACGUAAUAGAGCACAAAUUAUAGUCUUUAUAUUUUAGAUGUUAUAUUUGAUCUAUUGGGAAUGGUUUGAUAGCGUACAAGUAAUUGUGAUAUCUAUAGCAUACGUAAUAGAGCACAAAUUAUAGUCUUUAUAUUUUAGAUGUUAUAUUUGAUCUAUUGGGAAUGGUUUGAUAGCGUACAAGUAAUUGUGAUAUCUAUAGCAUAGGUAAUAGAGCACAAUUUAAAGUCUUUAUAUUUUAGAUGUUAUAUUUGAUCUGUUAGGAAUGGUUUGAUAGCGUACAAGUAAUUGUGAUAUCUAUAGCAUACGUAAUAGAGCAGAAAUUAAAGUCUUUAUAUUUUAGAUGUUAUAUUUGAUCUAUUGGGAAUGGUUUGAUAGCGUACAAGUAAUUGUGAUAUCUAUACCAUAGGUAAUAGAGCACAAAUUAAAGUCUUUAUAUUUUAGAUGUUAUAUUUGAUCUGUUGGGAAUGGUUUGAUAGCGUACAAGUAAUUGUGAUAUCUAUAGCAUAGGUAAUAGAGCACAAAUUAAAGUCUUUAUAUUUUAGAUGUUAUAUUUUGCAAAUCUGUUGUAUUUAUAUAUUAAUAGUGUGUUAAUUAUAUGUGUUAUUUUGAAA
Leptidea sinapis is the source of this 7093-nucleotide messenger RNA. RefSeq names its product 5-oxoprolinase. The coding region runs from base 186 to 4070 and encodes 1294 amino acids. The record is from RefSeq and is a predicted model, not a curated record. Gene Ontology annotation, biological process: glutathione metabolic process. The transcript has 30 exons. Gene Ontology annotation, molecular function: 5-oxoprolinase (ATP-hydrolyzing) activity. Lineage: Eukaryota; Metazoa; Arthropoda; Insecta; Lepidoptera; Pieridae. Gene Ontology annotation, cellular component: cytosol.